AAGAAGGGGAACAAAUUCACUUUCCCAAAGCGGAACAAGAAAAGAAUAAAAAAAGGGGUUAGGGUUCUUCAUCUGUUCAUCAACGAAAGGCGAUAAUUUUGAUUUGUGACGAGCAAUGGGUGAAGUCGAAGGCUGGACUAAACGGCUCGAACCUGCGGUUUUGAUCUGGGAACCUAAUGAUCAUGACUAUGAGCCACCUUCUUACGAUCCUGAUAAGGCUAAGUACACACCAGAAGAAGAACUUGCCAGAAUGUGCACACAAGUCAAUCAAAGCGAUGGUUUUGAUAUCGACUUCUCCUCCUUCCGCUGCGUUUUCAACUACCAUCAGGCUAAUUUCGAUUGUUCUGAAUUCGUGGAGGAAACCAAUGGGGAUUAUCUCAAGAGCCUCUCUCAGAAAUCUCUUGAGGACUACAAUGAAAAAGAGGGGACAAAAUAUGAGUUUGUCAAGGUUGUCAAAGCCAAUUUUCAUGCCUCUUUUGCUGGGGCUAUAUUUCUCAUAACGUUUGAAGUUAUUGAUCCUUAUGAUAACCUCAUAAAAUCCUUCCAAGCAAGGGUAUGCCGCCACUUUCAAGAUGACUUCACUGAGUUCGUCUUCUGCAGGCCAAAACCCAAUCAAGGAAGUGUUGGAAUAUAUAUAUAUAUAUCUACAAGAAAGUGGUCAAGAAACUAAGAUUGGAGUAGGAGCUAAAAGGAGUGAGAACCAAGAUAUCUCAUUAAAUCGAAUCGAGUUUGCUUAUGGAAGCUGUUCCUAUGGACUAAUAAACUUAUUGUACGAAUUGUUAAACUUAUUGUACGAGUUGUUGUGUAGCUCUCUCUUUUAGCUUGGUCUGUUGUUUA
Messenger RNA from Eutrema salsugineum, 837 nucleotides. RefSeq lists its product as uncharacterized. NCBI's taxonomy places the organism in Eukaryota, Viridiplantae, Streptophyta, Magnoliopsida, Brassicales, Brassicaceae. The coding region runs from base 116 to 670 and encodes 184 amino acids. The transcript has 6 exons. The record is from RefSeq and is a predicted model, not a curated record.